Molecule: messenger RNA, 2331 nt
Organism: Exophiala xenobiotica
Lineage: Eukaryota; Fungi; Ascomycota; Eurotiomycetes; Chaetothyriales; Herpotrichiellaceae
Exons: 3
Coding region: 1-2331 (776 amino acids)
Source: RefSeq, a predicted model, not a curated record
AUGGGUCGGAGACGUCUUGCUGGUGUCGCUCUCGCAGCGUACCUGGUGUCAGCAGUAUUCGGGUACGGCACCACAGUUUCAAUAGCUGUCAGCUAUUGUCCGGCUACCUACACGAGCUCGACAACAUCGCUGAUCAGAAAUGCGACCACAACCAGCAUUACAUCUUCGACCCCCAGUUCUAACCCAAUUGUACUUGCGAUCUUGAAGAGUUCAGGUGGUCAACCUCAAUAUGUGGCCGCCGAUGGCACACUCACAAAUGAUUCAACGCUGGCUGUUGACUUCAUAAUCAACCCGACAGGCCAGCUUAUGGGCGCUGGAGGAUAUAUCUCGACUGAUGGAAAUGAGACAUCAGCGACAUUCGGAGUCUCCCCUACCGUUGGACCGAUUUCUACUGUCUUCUCCCUUGUCAGCAACGACACUCUAGGACAGCGAGAUGAAACGGCCUCUGCCAAAAUCUUGGUUUGGAGGAACCGUGCGUUUAUUGGUGGUGAGGCAAUCUUCUGCAUCUUCGGCUCGAUUCUUGAAGUGGCCUUUGGCGGAGAAGCGCCAGCGGGCUGUAUUGAAGUCGUGCUUGGUGCGAUCCCUGUCAGUAGUUUGCCCAGCACAUCUUCAACCACGACUGCUUCGCAAUCUAGCAUGACCACAGGAUCAGGUGUUUUCACCAACACCAUAACGUCGACGAUCUUAGUGAUCCCUACAACAACUGUCUCAUUUCUAAGCCAUACGACAGAACCGAGUCAGUUAUCGUCUGACGUCGGCCAUAUGUCAAGUUCUCUGUUUUCGCCGAGUUCACCAAGCUACGGGAGUUUCACGACAAGCCCGGUAGUGAGCUCGGGCGCGGCGACUUCUCGAGUGAUUCAGACAACCAACAUGGGGUCAACACUAUCGCCUGCUUCAUCAUCAUCGCCCUCAUCAAACAGACCCUCUUCAGCGCCGAUGUCUUCAACCACUCCAGGAUAUCCUGCUCCAACUACUACCGGAACUCCAAAUUGCUAUGAUCGUUCGCCAUACGACGGCACUGUGAACGAUGAUUACUUGAUUCUCUGCGACACCGAUCUAUCCGGAUAUGACCUUGAGAGAGUUGCUGCAUCCAACAUUGCCGAGUGCAUUGAUCAGUGCAAUUCUUACAUCCCAUCGUCCGAAGGUCCCUGUGUCGCUGUUGCCUUUGAUAUCCUCGCACAAGCUAACCCAUGUUCCCUCAAAUACAACAUCAGUGAAGUGUACAAGGGUGCCGAUGAAUUCUCCCAAGCUGCUGUCCUGGUAAAUCAACCGUACUCUCCCGAGGUCGUAUUCGCGGACACCAGCAUUUCGAGCUCUACUUCUGGCACUGAGGCAUUCUCGACUACACCGCCACCUGAGACCACGACAACUGCGCUGAUGUCCAGCCCCAGUCCAAUUUCUUCCAUCAGCAUCGAGCCUCCUCCUGUGUCGAGUACUACUUCAGCAAUUCCCAACACAAUCAGUCUUACCAGCCCAGGUACAUCUAGCCAGCAACAUACUUCCUCGCUCGCUACCAGCGCAGCCCAAAGCAGUCCAGGCGUCGCCUCAUCCACCACUGGUCGCAACACAUCCCCGAGCCCUGGCACGAGCUCCCCCACGUCAGCAGGAACCGCUUUGUCGUCCACCACGUCGCCCGGAUCCGCUCAACAACCAUCUAGUACUGCAACAAGCACUGGUCAACAGCAAUCUAGCAGCCUCUCUAGCUCCAGGCCGUCGUCCAGCUAUGUGGCUAGCCCUCAGACACCAUCUACCACAUCGCCAGUCGCGACGAGCACUACCACCGUGCUGCAAUCAACACCAAGGCCUGCAUCUAGCAGUCCAACGACGUCGAGAUCGAGCACGUUCGCCGUCACGACCGUCCUUUCCACUAUAUCGUCGUCCUCGCUGACGACAGGGAUUCCCACCUCGACCACUACACUUCCGUUGUCUACCACGACAACACCAUCGUAUUGCUCCGCCAGCCCCACCACGACAGCCCUCUGCCCGACUUACAGCCAUCAGGCGUUGAAUGUGAACGGCGAUGGCUCCUGCUACGAAGUCGAAUGCUCCACAGCCCUCCAGGGCAACAUCUUGAACGGGAACUCGACCACCGCCUCCUCCCUCAAGACUUGUAUCAGCUACUGCACGCUGUACAACGUUGCCAUACCGUACGGCUGCGUCGGCGUGAAUUUCUUGGGCUCCCUGGCCGGAAGCAGCCCGAACUGUAUCCUUAUGUCUGGCGUCUCCAGCACAACAUCCGGUUCAGGCAUUGAUUUCGGCUCGACUCUUGUACCCAGGCUACCCUGCUAUCUCGGACCCCGUGUACGCAACUACCAGUACUACUGCCACUAG